GAGGCGGAGGGCAGCGAUGGUGCGCAUCACGGAAGAUCUUGUUAGAAGACGUGCAGAACAUAAUGACUGUGAAAUUUUUUCACUGGAAGAAAUCUCUUUACAUCAGCAAAAAAUGCUGGAGUAUCUUGACAAAUGGUGUCGAGAUUUAAAAAUUCUCUAUCUUCAGAAUAAUCUAAUUCCAAAAAUUGAAAACGUGAGCAAACUAAAGAAGCUGGAAUAUUUAAAUGUAGCUUUGAACAACAUCGAACGAAUUGAAAAUCUGGAAGGCUGUGAAGAACUACAGAAACUUGACCUGACAGCAAAUUUCAUUGGUGAACUCUCCAGUGUUGAAACCCUAAAAUAUAAUAUACAUCUAAAGGAACUAUUUCUAGUGGGUAACCCAUGUACUCAAUUUGAAGGUUAUAGGCAAUUUGUGGUAGCAACUCUUCAUCAAUUAAAAUGUUUGGAUAGUAAAGAAAUAGAACGUUCAGAGAGAAUUCAGGCACUUCAAAACUAUCCAGAAGUGAAACAGAAAAUCAGAGAACAGGAACAAGCUUACCUUCUCAAAAGGGCCAGAGAAAAAGAAGAGGCUCAAAGAAGAAUGCAAGAAAGACACGACAAGAAGCAAAAACAAAUGGAAUCUAAGCUUGGAUUUGAGAGCCCAGACUCCCUACAGAACAAAGAAAAUGAUGGAGACAGAAAGCAAGAAACUGUUGAAGAUAGUGAAGAAGACAGAAGAUUUUGGGAGGAGCCUACACCGUACACUCCAGAAACUAGAUUAGAAGCUCACAGAUACAUUGAAGAAAAACGGAGAGCUAAAGAAAAUAGAAGGGAAUCAAAAAAGAGAGAGAAGCCCCUUCGGACUCUGGUCACUGCAGAAGGGAAAGUUCUCAAUGUGAAUGUGCCCAAGCUUCAUUUCUCUUUGAAAGAUGAUGAAGAAAACAACCAGAUUAUCUUGGAUCUUGCUGUUUAUAGACAUUUGGACACUUCUCUGCUUGAUGUUGAUGUCCAGCCAAUGUACAUACGAGUAUUGGUGAAGGGAAAGCCUUUUCAGCUUGUGCUCCCUGAGGAAGUGAAGCCAGACAGCAGCUCUGCUAAAAGAUCACAAACAACUGGGCAUUUAGUUGUCACCAUGCCAAAGGCUAAAGAAAUAAUCCUGGCUAAGCAAAAAGUAUCAGCUUCAAUUAAAGAUUCUGACUGCAACACAUUGCAAAAAAAUAUAAGAAGUGUACAAGUUGAGAAACUGGAAGUGGAUCCCAGUAAAUAUUCAUUCCCUGACGUGACAAAGAUAGUCCAAGAAAAGGAACGAAUUGGACAGGGCCCUAUUAGGCUACAACCAAAGAUUACAGAGGCUACAAAGAGUUAUGUUGAUUUUGAAAAUAAUGAAGAUGUUCCUCCCUUAAUUUGAAGCAUUCUUAAGUAGUCCCUCUAUAUGUGGCUUUUAUGCUUCAGUUGUUUUCAUGACCUUCUGUGUAAAGUAAGUGUAAUAUAGCUGAAGUUGGAAAUAUUAUUACAGUUCUUACCAUAAACUUUGAUAUGUCACUG
Molecule: messenger RNA, 1524 nt
Organism: Chaetura pelagica (chimney swift)
Lineage: Eukaryota; Metazoa; Chordata; Aves; Apodiformes; Apodidae
Gene: DNAAF11
Product: leucine rich repeat containing 6
Biological process (GO): outer dynein arm assembly
Cellular component (GO): cytoplasm
Molecular function (GO): protein binding
Source: RefSeq, a predicted model, not a curated record